AAUAGAUCACUGAAAAUAAAUUAAGAUUUAAAAAAUAAGAUAAAGAAACGUCACUGACUUGACUGGCACGCUUGUGGUUUUAGAUCAUACAGUAGGUGCAGGAAGAGGAACCGCUAAAGCUUUUACAGAACAUGUUCGGAAACAGAACGCAAGAAAAUCUUUUUUUUCAGUAUCAAAACAAUUCUCACAUGAGCUACAUUUUCAUUUUUAUUCUUUUCAUUUCAAGUAAGUACAUUUCUCAUGCACUCUUCUAUUCUAUUUUAUAUUCAUAAACUGUAAAAAGUAAUAAUUUGAGUUUACGUAGAAAACCUGUGGAAACCGAUUGCCUCAAAUAUUUGAGUUGCUAAAGCUUGCUAUAGAAACGUGUGUAUUUGUACAGGUUACCAGAAAACUUGAGUACUUUUAACUCAAUUUGACAAUUUCACCAACUUACAAAUUUGAGUUAAGUUUAGUACAAAGAACUCUCACAAAGUAGUUACCUUAACAGAUGAUAGACAAGAGGUUUUGACAACCUUUUUUUAGUACCUUCUGUGCUGCUUAAUCAGAAACAUGUAAAAAAAAUAAAUAAAUAAAAAAAAUAAUAAGCCUGCAUUUACAGUACAUUAACCUUAACUCAUCAGGGCACCAGACGGAACCUUUGCUAUGUUUCCACACGGACGGUUAAUAAGGUGAUACCGGAGAAACUGUACGACUUCUAACUUUCUACGGAUUACAUAAUCAGGGAAUAUUUGUACACUUAAAAUUAGACGUUUUGAGCUUUCUAUAAAUACAUUUAUAAAUACACUUAACUCACUUUGAUAAUUAGGUAAUGAGCCUGUAUUGUAAGAAGUAGAAAGUACAGAUAUUUGUGAAAAAAAUUUAAUGAGUAAAAGUAAAAAGUUGUCUGAAAAGUAAAAUACUGAUACCAGAAAAAUCUAUUUAAAUACCGAUACUUUGUUACUUCCCACCUCUGUCUCUGGCACACUGUGGUUUUAGAUCAUGCAGUAGAGGUAGUAGGAAGAGAAACUGCUUGAGUUUCUGUAGAUACAGGAACAAAUUCACAGGGAUGCAGGAUGAAAGAAAACCUCUCAGUUUUUUGAACAUCUGAACAAUUCUAACAUGAGCUGCGUUUCCAUAUUUAUUCUGUUCACUUCAAAUGUUGUCAUUUCUCAGUCAGCAUCCAGAAAGUUAAGUCUUCAAACUGGAGCAUCUGUUACCAUCCCAUGUCCUUAUGAUAGGAAAUAUAUACAUAAUAAAAAAUACUGGUGCUAUGAUGCUGCUUCAGCAUACAAUUUCUGCAAAAUUCAGGCGUAUGCCAACGAGACACAGGGAAAAGUGACAUUAAUUGAUAAUCCAUCUGAGAGUCUCUUUACUGUGACUAUGAAAGAUGUUGUCAUUUCUCAGUCAGCAUACAGACAGUUAAGUCUUCAAACUGGAGCAUCUGUUACCAUCCCAUGUUCUUAUGAUAGGAAAUAUUUACAUCAUAAGAAAUACUGGUGCUAUCAUGCUGUUUCCGCAUACAAUUACUGCACAAUUCAGGCGUAUGCCAAUAAGACACAGGGGAAAGUGACAGUAACUGAUAAUCCAGCUGAGAGUCUCUUUACUGUGACUAUGAAAAAUCUCCAGACAGGAAACACUGGAGGCUACUGGUGUGUUGUAGAGAUAGAAGGACCUGCAUAUGAUGUUACAGAAUACCUUUAUAUCACAGUAAAAGCAGCUCCUGAUCUGUCUGUGAGGGAGAGCAGAGUGAGUGGUGAUGAAGGAGGCAGCGUCACAGUUCAGUGUCUCUACAGCGCUGUGUAUCAGAACACACAGAAGAAGUGGUGCAGAUUCAGAGACAGACGCUGCAACUCAGUGAGGAGGACUGACACAUCCCAGAAUUCAGCAAUAAUCAUCAGUGAUGAUGGGAAAAGUUCAUUCAGUGUACAGAUGAGUGGACUGAAGAAGAGUGAUGGUGGCUGGUACUGGUGCAGUGCAGGAGAUCUGGAGGUUCCUGUUCACAUCAGUGUCCGUGAUCCACCUCCAGUUGUGACUACAGUGGUGACUACAAUCACUCACCAUGUCACUACACACACAUCUGUCACGAAUCACACUUCAGUAGCUUCUGAGACUACAAUUUCUAGCAGUAAUAAAACCAAUGAGAAGGUUGAGUCCCUGGUUCACUGGUACCUGGUGGCCUUUCUUUUGCAAAUAUUGAUCCUGGUCAUCAUCAUCUUCCUGCUAAGAAAAAAAUGCAAAAAUCAAAGCAGGAUCAGAGAGGGGUGCAAUGGCACCACUGUUCACACAGUUAGUGCUGCAUCCAAUGUGUGGCCCAACGCAAUUCAAAAUCAGGCAGAGAGUGAGGAAACAUACAACUCAAUUGUUAAGUCAAGAAAGAUGAAACCAGGAGAAAGGAGCCUGGAGCAGGUCCAGCUUCACUGUAAAGAGCAUUCUUCAACAUUGAAAGAUAAUGAUGACGUGACCUACAGUUCUGUAAAAAUCGCUUCCAAAAAUAAAACAGUGACUCCAAAUGUUGUUGAAGCUGAGAUCAUCUACAGCAGCAUAACUUACCAAGACUGAUGUACUGUUUGGCUGGAAGGAAUCUCUGGGUGGUGCCUCAGGGAUCUCUACUGGGUUCAUGAUCAUCAUACAUCAUAGUCACAUGACUAACUUCAAAAGAUAUUGCAAAAAUACACCAGAAAUACUUUAUUUAUGGACACAUUUGUACUUUUUUUGAUAUUAUUUUAAGUUAUUUUGUAUGAAAUUGUAUAUUAUUUUCUAUGAGUUUUGUUAAUUAAUUAAAGUGGAAACAGACAGGGACAAGUACAGACAAGGACACAUUUCCUCGGACCUUUCCGCUGCACUACACUGACUCUUAUACUCUCAUUUUAUGUGUUUGGGUGUUUUCAGUAUUUCCCUUUUUUCCCCCUUCCACAUUAGAAUCUGCUUCCUUUUUCACCAUUACAUGACACAUCGACUGAUACUUGUUCAUGUUAUAGCAGCUAAUAAAAACUUGACCUUAUCAUCAGCUUCUCUUUUUCACUCAACUGAAAUGAUUAAGAGAAAAAAAACAGUCACUAACUUAAAGCACACCGUGGUUUUAGACCAUAUAUUGAUUUUCUACAGGCACACCAACAACACACAAGAUU
Molecule: messenger RNA, 3107 nt
Organism: Silurus meridionalis
Lineage: Eukaryota; Metazoa; Chordata; Actinopteri; Siluriformes; Siluridae
Product: polymeric immunoglobulin receptor-like
Exons: 13
Coding region: 1099-2538 (479 amino acids)
Source: RefSeq, a predicted model, not a curated record